AUGGCCACGCAUACGCAUAGUAAUACAGAACACGAUGACGAUGAUGAUGAAGAUGAUGAGGAGUCGCAGAUUUGUUGGAGUGACGUGAUCUUCCUGCCUUUCAACCCAGUCUUCAAGAUGUUUGUGCUGGUCAGCGUGAUAGCCAAGAGUAUUUUGGGUCCAGUUCGGUCGGUCUACUCCAUUACUCACUGUUCCCCAAUAAUGGAUCAAUACAUUUACCUGACUUUUGUUAAGUACUUUUACUGGUACUUCUGCGAUAUAAUAUACUUUGCUGAUACAUUCUUUCAUAUUGUGCACAGGCAAGUAACGGACAAGGCUAUGAGAAGGGAGCACCUACCUAAAUCUGCUUUUCUGUUGUUACUCGAUGUGAUCGCUUUGGUACCGUUUUAUACUCUGUCAACUUACGACCUUUGCCCACCAGUUCAGCUGUGGCCAAACAUAUUGGCCUUCUCUGAAUUUAUUGUCAUAUACCGAGUAGUGGAACAUUUCUCCGUGGUUUCAACCCAUUCGAUAAUAAAGUUGACGAUUGGAUUCACAGUAUUUAUAAUGAUAUGCGUCAACUGCGUGGGGUGUUUUCUUGUGUUACUAACGGUGCACGGUCUUUGUGCCAAUUGUAGAAACAAAAUUUACGACUGGAGAAAAUAUGUGGUUCACAAGAUGAACGAAACCGACGAAGGAUUUACAACGUAUGUGUAUGGAACAUCAUUUGUUAUGGGAUUUGUUGUUAAUUGCUUAUUUGACGAAACUAAACCUUCUACUAUUUUGGAAUUCUGCUUAGUAAGCAGUUUUAUGAUCAUCAGCUACGUUGUAGACAUUUUUGUGGUAAUGCCGAAGAUGUUCGCAGAAUCCAUUUUGAAUUUGCGAAGAAUAUGCACAUUUCAACCAACCGUGAAAAAAAUUACAGAAGAAACCAAAAGGCGAAACCCUUCACCUGUAGCUUAUCAAAAUGUGAGCAGUUUCUAUAGUCUAAUGUGGAGGAAAAGAAGAGGGAUCACCAGCAUUCCUGAAAUCAUUGGCGAAUUACCUAGAUACUUGCGGCUUGAUAUCAGGCAAGAUUUAGUUUGGCCUGUGUUUUAUCAUAGCCCCACACUAAGAAAAACGUCCACACCCUUCAAAAGAUGGCUUUGUGAAUGUAUUAGCCUGGACUAUAAGCUACCUGGGGAAAAAUUCUUUGCUGGACCUCAUUGCCACACCAACCUGUACUAUUUAAAAUCUGGUAUUGUAGAACUGGUAUCAGCUGACGAUGGUGUGACACCUUUGCUUUCUUUGAGCGACGGCACAAUUUUUGGAGAUGUCAGUUUCUUGGUACCACCUCUGAAAAGGAAUUUAGUUGUGCGUUGCGUAACGUAUUGCGAAGUUUUCAUGGUAUCUCGAUAUGAUUUAUUAAAAGCUUUGCAGAAAUUCCCAGCAGACCGAAAGAAUAUUUUAGAAUCGGUCAAAGAUAGAAUAAAACAUGCACGCACGCUUUAUACCUGUAAACAACACGUGAGGGGACUUGAUAGAGCGGAAGACGAGGGUAUAGCGUGGAUUAAGAGGCGCUGGUGGGAAAUAUCAGAUACAGUUGCCAGUUGGAAGAAGAAAACCGGAGGUAGAUGCGAACUGCCCCCAGAAGAAGCCGUAUACCAUUGUGCUAAAUACAUCGGACAACUUGUUUUAUGUAGCGAAAUACAGCUACACAAAAAGAGUUUAUUUAAUAACACGAAUUUCCCUUGGAUAUUAACACCUAACUCCACUUUUGUUCGAGUCUGGAAGAACAUUGUUAUGUUCACGGUGUUUCUUGCACUGAUCAUGUACCCACCAAAUAUCACGCGGAAGAAAGUUCUAAAAUCGUUUAUGUUUGUAAAGUGCUGGGUUGACUUUGUUUAUAUUGCAGAUAUUGGCAUUUCCCUUCUGACUUCGACCAAGAGAGACAACUUGUCUGAUAAUUUCGCUGCUGUUAUGUUCACUCGAUGCAAAAGUGCCCGAUUCGUUAUGGAUAUUUUUGCCACUGUGUGGAUUGAAGUUUUGGCGAUUUUGGCUGGUAAGCCAGAAUACUAUUACAUAUUCCAAUUCAAUCGCCUUCUCAAAGUAUACAUAUUGUUCGCCAGUGACUACGUAAAUGAGUGGAGCUUAGACAGAGAAUUGCUUCUUAACGUUUGCUACAAAGUUAUAUUGACGAAUUUUUGUUAUUUCUACAUUAUUGCGUACGUUAUAUACGUCGCGGAUAGAUACAUGCCAGAAAUGACAACAUCUUAUUUCUUUGGUGAAAAGUAUUGCAAUGAAGGAAACCAAACGGUGAAAUGCGACCUUGAAAGUCAGUUUUUGGGAGUAGCUAUCGGGUAUGCUUAUGAACUAUUAUUUUUUGAAUUUCCUCCGUUAUCUUUGACUGACAUUUACUUUGGUGCCGUGAUAAAUUACAUCGGAUUUAUAAUAUACAUGAUAACAAAAGCCAGGUUCAUUGCUUAUUUGUAUCUGAAGUUCAGAGAGGUUACGAACUAUCAAUGGUUUGUGACGAAUUUGAAGUCAUAUUACAAUCACCACAAAAUUCAUCAUGCUCUUAUGAAACGUCUGGAUAGAUAUUUGGUGUGUCAAUGGAAAUAUUACCAUGGGGCUGACGUUAUGCAUCCUCAUAUAAUGAAGAAUGAACCAUUUGACAUCUACUGGAAGGUGCAUGGUGAGGUGGCUGAACGGAUUAUAAGCAACUCCCAAGCGUUUGCAGGAGCAGACCCGUUGUUGGUGAGGGAGUUAGCUUAUGCUGCAAAAUAUUUGAUUAUGCCCAAAAACGCUACUUUGUUCCUUUUUGGGGUGCAAUGUAGAAAUGUCACUUGGAUUGUGCAAGGUCAUAUAAAAUGCGAGUAUCACAAUGAAAAAGGCGAACUGCUAAGAUCAUAUUACGAACCUGGUAAAAUGGUUUCUGUGAGCGCAGUUUUGUUACGUAAACCUUCUUUAAGGACUUACGCCUCUUGUACAGAAUGCGAGUUGAUAUACAUUCUGAUACAAGAUUUCUUCAAUAUUAUCAAACGAUAUCCGAACGAGUGGAGCUACUUUCAGAAUUGCAUUAAAGAAUUUGGGCCCUUAUUUGAAGAAAUGUUCGAAGCGUAUGUGAAAAAGCAUAGAGACUAUCAAAAGAAACUUCGCAAAAGAAUAUUUCUUGCUAGAGCGUCGUCGCUACCAAACACGGAUAGACGAAAAUCUGUUGUUGAAAGUGAUGAGUGGACGCCUUUGACGGCUUUUGAUUUUGACAGCUGGCUGGAUCCCGAUUCUGACUGGAUGUAUUACUGGAUGAUGUUCCGAGCUUUUAUAGUCAUAGUGUCAAUUGCAAGUACUUCGUUACAAGGUGGCAGUGGAGCGCCAUAUAGAAGACAAUUAAUGAUCACAAGUGCAUUUUGCGACGCCAUUGCUUUUGUUGAUAUUGUAUUGAAGAUGUUUGUAUCUUACUACAACGAAAAAGGGAUUCUCAUAUACGACACUCGCAUGUGUAUUCGACAUUACUUGACCAGGGGCUUUUUUCUGGACGUGGUCGGUGCAGUUCCCUGGUCAGAGUUCUUUAAGAUCAUCCUCACGUAUGAAAUAACCGAAACCCAGGCCAUGUUCAUGAAUACAUUCUGCAAGUUCGCACAUCUGUAUAUUUUGAUGGAGUUCUUCAACCAUAUAGCUGAUCUGCCGUCUUUGAAUACCGUGUAUAUUUUGAUAAUAAAGUGGCAGUUGAUGAUAGCUCUGGUGAUGCUAGGUGGGAGCCACUACCUCAUGAACCAUUGCAUCGACUUCACAUUUGACGACCAAGGCAACCUUAUGUCUAUGAAACGCAUCAACGAAUGCUGGCUGCCGUCUUACAUGGUGCUGGAUGAAAAUCCUACAGUGGACCAGCUGCACAUGCUGUUCGCUCAGAGUCUGAACCUGGCACAGAGCGCUCUCAUGAGGAUGAACCUCGGCAAGUUCCAUAUAGACCGGAGCAAUCUCGGCGUUGGUCUCGUACUGGUAACCCUUGGCAUUGUCUUUUGGUACGUCAUGUGCUACUCGUUAACCCUUCUGAUACUGGCAGCGCGGGGGAACAAACUCUACCAACACGGUAUCAGUCAGUUGCAGAAGUUCUUGAGUGCUGAACGGGUUGAUCAGAAGCUUAUUGAUAAUGCUGUUGCUCAUUUUGGAUAUUACUGGAUAAGAAAUAAAGGUAUAAAUAUACACCAUCUGAUGAAUGAACGCAUCGGUCAUGUAGUGUUCAGGCAAGACUUGAGCUACUAUUUAUUUAAAAAAACCUUCAAAGCCUUAGACACGUUACUCCGUGGAGGUGAACCCCUGGAAAGGCAGCUGUCCAGCGCUGGCCUGCAAACGUACCUGCGACCAGGCGAGGAGAUUAUGAGGGAGAUGGAUCUGCUGCCUUACGUCUUUGUGGUGCAUAGAGGAAAGGUCACCAUCAGUAAGGAUGGGAAGACGUUGGCUGAACUGACUAAAGGCUGUAUAUUCGGUCAGCUGGACGGUACGGAACCGCGUCCGGUUCGGGUGUCGGCGGUUGCCAACGGGUAUGCUGAUGUCUUGCAGAUGACUAUCGGCCAGUUCCAAGAUACUAUCACUGAUCAGAUAAGAAUAAACAUAGCUCGAAACCGGCAAUCAAAAUACGACUUUAUGGCAGUCAAAAAACAAGUUCACGAGAAUCCUCACAACACCAUAGAGUACAUAUUGCGAGGACGCAAAACGAUAAAGUUACCAUUCAUGAAAGAGCCGGUAGAAGCUCGCGGCAGGAACUGGUACACAAGAUGGCUGUUCCUUGCGUGGAUGAUAGCUCCCUUUGUCUCGGCUGUUCUGGUUUUCCUGCUCAGCUUUGUGCCUGAGGAUAUACGACGGGACAUCUACUGGAGUCUCUCAGCGAUUGAUAUAUUGCACCUCGCUCAUAUUAUUUCAGAGUUCUUUACGUACUCAGUUGAUUACAGACCGCGGAAUCUGAGUCUCUACAACAUGAACUGCAAAAUUUUUGCUCAACAGAUAGCGUUUUUUAAAAUAGUUAUUAAUAUUUCCCGAGAAUUACAGGUAGAGCUAGUGGUAGUCGGCGAUGCUCUCGUCAAGAGGCGUCUAGCACAUCGGUUACUACUCUACUGGGGGUUCUACGUCGAUGCCAUAUCUCUGAUCGUGCCCAUGGUAACCCUGGCCAACGGCAACUGGGCCUACCAACUUGCCAGGCUGCUGAGACUUCGGCUGCUGUAUGAGUUUCAUGUCCAUUUCUGCACCAGUUUUAAGAGUAAAGUGACUCCGAUUCUAAUGAAGUUCAUUAUUGUGAUUCUCUUGAUCCACGCCAUGGUCUGCGGCUGGAUUUACGUGGCUUGUCGUAGAGGUCCUGGUGAGCCAUUCCCGGUGCCGAUUUUGGAGCUGCCCCCUUCUUACAAUGCGAGCAUAGACCGCGAUGAAUGGAUAUCAGUGAAACAAAGACAUGACGGAUGUUCACGGAUGUCGAUGUACUUCAAAGUGAACAAUGCGUAUAAGAUAUCGUUUGUCGUGCCCCGCCGAUGGCAGCACGACUAUGUGGUGGCCUUCAUGUAUGUCACUCUACUGCAAACUCACACGGUUUUGGAUACGGUGGUGGUUCUAACAAUAAAGGAGACAUACUACAAGGUGUUCAUUAACUCCUUUAUUCUCCUUAUGGAUCUAUGGCUCGUAAGCCUGGCCAUAACCGCCGUUUACACGAAGUUUCGAGAACUGUACCAGUAUGACUAUGGCGUGAACAAUUUGAGCACUUACCUCCAUCAUAGUGGUCUGUCUCCAACCCUGUUGAGGAACAUUCAAGAGUAUACCAGACAACUGUGGGAAAGGCAAAGAGGUAACUGGCUCCCCGAGUUAGCUCAUCAAGCGCCCCAGUGCCUCCGCGAAGACUUGCUCAGCGCCUUGUACAUGCAUCACCUGAAGAUGCCCUCUCUCUUCAAGAACAUGCCUCAUUACUUCUCACGGCAACUGGUCGCCAGGUUCCAGAGGGUCGUUUUAUUCCCUGGUAAAUGUAUGGUUCAAGAGGGCGAUAUUUUUCCGUGUAUGUAUUUUAUACACGAAGGAGAAGUAGAGAAGUGGUACACUGAUUCAAACGGAGAGAAGAAAUUUAUGUCACUGCUGAGCACCAAUGGAUACUUCGGACUGAUUCCCGGAAUGUUCCCGAACGUUCCCUACCAGUUCAGCUACUACACGAGAACUGUAGUGGAUCUGGUCUUCCUGCGACUCAACACCUGGCAAGACCUGUUAGAAGCGUACCCUGAAGUAAGACACGAACUGUACGCUAAAGCUAAGCAGCUAAAGAAGGAACUUAUGAAGAGUAAAAACGUUUAA
Messenger RNA from Ostrinia furnacalis (Asian corn borer), 6282 nucleotides. RefSeq lists its product as uncharacterized. The coding region runs from base 1 to 6282 and encodes 2093 amino acids. Gene Ontology annotation, molecular function: voltage-gated potassium channel activity. Lineage: Eukaryota; Metazoa; Arthropoda; Insecta; Lepidoptera; Crambidae. The transcript has 28 exons. Gene Ontology annotation, biological process: regulation of membrane potential; potassium ion transmembrane transport. Gene Ontology annotation, cellular component: plasma membrane. The record is from RefSeq and is a predicted model, not a curated record.